Messenger RNA from Amoebophrya sp. A120, 5313 nucleotides. Lineage: Eukaryota; Dinophyceae; Syndiniales; Amoebophryaceae. The record is from the annotation of a GenBank genome assembly.
GCUCAAAUAAUUUCAAAUAUUUCUAUUUGUACAGAAAGAUGAAAAAAUCACCGAAGGCAAGGUAACCGUAACUUCAGUAGAAUCGUGUAUCCAAGAUGAAGGUGCCUUCGUCUAACUCUAAGGGGCACCUCACCUCCAUUCUAUUUGUCGUCGUCGACGUCAUUGAAAUUUUGAGAGUGAAAAAGUGUAGUUCUUUUGAAUGCGGAUGAGGAUAUUGUCGCGAUCGAGGGACGAGCACGCUCGUGUCAGUGAAAUGGGAGGUGUCGUCGUAAAUGAGCUGCGUAAAAACUCGUUUACGUUCGCUUUCUUGAGUCUCAGUUGAGGUCGAGCUUAUUCGUCUUGUUUGCCGCAUAAUUAAAGGUUUAUUUUGCAAAUCGAGAACCUCUCUAGCGACAGAAAAAUAGGCGCUGACAUCGAGGACAAAGUAGGAAACCAAAAGGACUAGAAAAUUAUAUCAGCCCGAGGAGGCGGCGCUGUGAGUGCGGGCGCUGUUCUUGUCUGUGGCUAGGCUGAGAAACACGCACUCCAAGGAUAAGUAACAAGGCGACUCUUCCGGUUCCGGUGGAACCAGCGAAACGACAGAAGUGAUAAACCUCCACUACAGCCACUCAAGAUGUCGCAUCAAAGCUACCAGCGAAAAUGGGCGGAGGCCAUGCAGGAGCUCAUGGAGCAAGUGCAGAUAGAGUACCUGCCCGUCGAGUCAGCAGAUUUUCAGGUAUAUUUGACUUUGUCAUGUCAGUACACGCAAGGCAGCGGUUGUUUGUGAUGUGAUGUUUCCCAUUCCUUUCCCUUUGUCAUGUAUCAAGCACAAAAGCAAAACUCAAACACUUCUACAGGUCGACUUCAAGCACUUCGCCCUCUUGUACAUAAAGUACCUCCAGAUCUACAAGAAGCUCGAGGACUGCUACGACCAAAUCAUCCACCCGCAGAAGAGGCGGAGUAUCAAGGAGGUUUUGGAGACGGUCAUCGUGAGGCUACUCGAGGUGAAGCAGCAAUUAGUGCACUUCAACCCGCGGCCGCAGAACCGGUUUGUCGCGCUCGACGAAGCGCUCACGAACUUCAAACUGAACCCGGAAAUAGUGGACUGGCACAUACCAAGGUAUAUGCGGGAUGACCGGGAUCGGGCAGACGAAAUUGAGGUAAGUAUAACGUAUAAUGUUUUAUUGUAGCAACAACUACAGCUCCGGAUUCGAGGGCUGCAACACUACUUUGAAAUGCGGUUACGCUCUGCGAAUAUGUUGUGUGAAUGCAAAAAAUUUCCCAUCCACAGGUUAAAUCCGAGCGUCUGGACCACUGGCUGAAAGCGUUCGGUAUGUCCACCAUAGCGGAGGAUCUGUGCGACAAGAAGGAUCCCUUUCAGGUCGACCUGACCGUCGAGCACGCGAUUCGGCUGCUGCAGAAAAACGAGCGCGGGAGAAUAGGAAUCCAGCGCGCGAUGAUGAUCGCGAACUUUAGGAAAGAAUCGAUGAAAAAGGAAAAAAAGGGGCCCGGGCAAGAGGAAAUGAGUGAAAAGGUACAUGAUAGUACAUAGGCGCUGUAAUCGGAUUUUUGGUUGCCGCGAUGGAAGAUAUACGCUUCGUGCAGCACCAUCUCGUGUGGCUGUAUUUUUUUCUUGUGUUGCUUGGAAAAGAGAAACCUUGAAAACCAACAAUCCCUAUCCCAGGUCCUCCUCGAGAAGCAAGCCAUGUGCGCAAGUUUAAUCGCGGCGCAUUGGAGGAGAAAACUGGUCCAGCGAAAAUUCCAGCGCAUGAAGCAAGAGGAAUUCGUCUUCCUUGGUAAAUGAAAAUCUUUCAGUUCUUCGAUUCUCAUGGACGCCUGGGCAUGGCAUCAAAAGCGCUUCGCUUCUGCGUGACUUUUUCGCAUGUUGACUAAAACCGUCACAAAUAAUGUUAUCAGGUAUGGUCCUCCCGACCGACGCUAGUCAGACCACCGGAGUCGACCACCGAGCUAUCGCAGAGGAAGUUAGGCAGAAGAGAAAAAGAAGACAAGUUGAUGCGGAUAGCGAUUACGAUAAUGCGCUGCUGGACGAACUGGAGUGGGUGAAGAAAAAGAAGGUAUGGAACUUGCUUGUACAUUUUUAAGAAUGCUAGUAGGCGUGCAUGAAAAGAAAGUCAUAGGUGGCUGUUUUCAAGCAUAAUAUGAACUACAACUACAUUCCAUGCAACACGACACCACAGGGGCCCGACAUUCGCGCCGACUUGUUAGAGGAGAGACGGCAAUUCCUAGUGGAAGCCCGAAAGAAGAAGGGCACUUUUCCCGCCUCCAUAGACGAAUUUUACAAGCGGUUCGACGCGUUAGAGAAGGACGACGCCGCCGCACCAGCGGACGACGGAAAGGGGAAAAAAGACGACAAGAAAAAAGACGAUAAGAAAAAGGACGACAAAAAGGACAAGAAAAAGAAGGGCGAUAAGGCAGAACCGGAAGAGAGUAUAGUAGACACGUAGUUCUUUAUGGAUAUUUCGUCGUGGUCGUUUGCAUAUGACCGGGUAUUAGCUGAGAAUGCUUCAUGUUGUGUUGGUUGCCACAUGUAGUCGAACAUCAUCCGAUUUCAAUUCACCUAAAACAGCCGAGGAGCACCAGGCCGGUCCUACCGCGAUAGUCCAGUCUUUCGUCGAUUUGAUCAACGAUUACUCGGAAGUGUGGGAAGACCGAGAAGAGUCCCACAACUUCGACCAGAAGCACGACGCGGAGCUCACGCGAAAACUGGUGUUCCCCAUGGUGGAAGCGAGGUUGCGAGAGCAGGUCGACGCGCAAAUGCAGGAGGAGCUGAUGAAUUUGAAGUCGAUGUACGAUAAGGCAAAAAAGAAAAAAGAGAAAAAAAAAAAGGGGAAAAAGGGAAAAAAGGACAAGGGAAAAAAAGCAAAGAAGUGGUGCGUCGCGGUCGGAAUGAUCUCAAACGUGCAGGACUGCUUUCCCGAUCUAGUGGAGCAAGGUAUAAAGAAGUAUUUAAGUAGAUCUAUUUCUGCGGUUAGUUACGCACCACCACGAAUGCGUUUGCAAUUGCAUCCCAUUGCGAACAUCUUCUACUCGGCCCGUUGCACGAGUCCAAAACAUUUUUAAAUCAAAACAGAAAUGAUCAAGAAGAUCGAGCCGUGCAGACUAGACGACAUAGUCGGGGACUUCCACUACCUGGGCGCGUACCAGAGGACACAGGAGACCUACUGUCCGCCGCCAUCAAUACAGAUGGUGAAGUCGUUAGUAGUGGAGCACUGCAUCUUACCCUUGUCCUCCCUUUCCAUACGACAGAAGAUCCCCUACGCAGCCAGAUCAAUACUCUUCUACGGCCCAAAGGGAAGCGGGAAGACCAUGGUACAGCUCAGACAGACUGGCGCGUUCUAUUUCUGCAUCAGAAAAAUGUUUCAUUUGUUUUUGUUUUUGGAUUUAUUAUGCAGAAAUUUUCGUUCAUCAAGUUCAAGUUGGGGAAGUGUUGCAGCGAAUCAACACCCGAAUCGAACUCACUUUCCAGUUCGCCCGCGCCAUCGCGUCCGAGAUCGGCGCAACCUUCUUUGACAUCUCGCCGUCGGUGAUAGAAGGGAAGUACACCAUGGCCAAGACCGGAGCAGCGCUGCUCAUCUACAAGGUUUUCCUCGUCGCCCAAGACUGCGCGCCCUCGGUCAUCUACAUCGACCAAAUUGACCAGAUAUUUCAAGCGAAGAAGAAAAAGAAAGGUGGAGACCCGGAUGCGCCAGACAGGAUAAAGAAAGACUUGGUGUCGGCAAUAAAACAGGUACUAACCUAGCUGCAGAUCUUUAUGUGGAAUUACUAGGAGCGAGUGAACUGUGACUGUGUAGUACGUAGUUUUUUUGAGGUUCAGCCUAAGCGUAUGAAAUUUUUUUUGUCAUGCUUCUUUUCGCCACAGCCCAAACUUGUGACGCCUUCUCUCGCAUAUCACGGCCAAACUCUUAUCAGAUCAAAACCGGAGCCGAUUCCACGAACGGAGACCGUGUGCUCUUCGUGGGCUGCACCUCCAAACCGCACGGCGAGGGCGUGGAUCUCAAGGGUUUGAAGGACAUCUUUGACGAGUUCGUCUACCUCUCCUUCCCCGACUACGGGUCAUCCCUGAGGCUGUGGAGGCACUUCAUCGAGAGGAAGGGAGUCACAGUCGAUCCGAUCAAAUUCAAUUUGAGCAACUUGGCGAAGGUAUGAUUUUCUUAGAUAGUCGUCGCGAUGAUCGUGUUUUCGUCAUGCAGAAAACCCGUUCUCUUUCUCUUGCUGUGUAGUCUAGUGCGAGGCAUAUUUCCCUCUAGCUUUAUUUACGGGAGAUGACGAUAAGCAAUAGCUGCGUUCGUCCGAAAAAAUAAACAAAACGAAAAACUCUAUCAGGUUUCCGUCGGCUACACGGCCGGUUCCAUAAAGCAGUCCGUCGACCGUGUGCUGACCAACAGGAGGGUCCAGCAACUUUCGCUGCGACAAUUGCAACUGCAGGAGUUCCUCGGCCCCCUUUCCCGCACACAGUACACGUGGCCCGAGGAGUGGCACGCGGUCAGGGAAUUCGACCAUGUCAUCACGGACGAAAAGGACCGCAGGGAAAAGGCGCUCGCGGCACUGGCUGCGCAGUGAGGGGUGAAGAUGUGGUGCUAGUCGUGGACUAGGAUCGACGCUGGGCUUCGGCGUGGUUGUCUUUCCAAAAAAUUUCAAAUGUACCCUUAUGCAAGUAUGAAACCAUCUUAACCUUAAGCAAAUACAAAUUAAAGGCAAAUUUCAUUGCCACCGAAGUUCUUGUAGAACUUGUUCUCAUCUCUUGUCACUUUACUUUUCAGAAAAAUCAAACAGACACUGCAAUUAUCGCUCGAUGCUUGCAGGACAACUAAGACAAAACUAAGACAUUUAAGCGUAUGUGCAUCCAUAUUGAUGCAUGAAUGUUGCAGAAGCGUAUGUGAAUAUUAAUAGGACUUGUGUAACUAAGAAUACAGAAAAUCAGCAGAAGCGUAUGUGAAUAUUGACGACUCUUAGCGAAAUACUUUCAGAUCGAUUUGUUACGUUCACUCUUACUUGAUUUUUGCGCGCAGAGAGGUAGAGGAACUGCUUUAGCAGCGAGCGACCGCGACCCCCGCGGUGAAGGACGACAGAUUAUGUGGAGUUUCUGUUGCAUCGUGCCAAGUGGGCCAUAGCGAAUCGGUUGUUGAAGAUGCUCAGGUCGUUUAUCUGGACGACUGUUGCUGAUCCGCUGUGGCUGCGAAGCGCGUGUCAGCUUGAAAUUUGACCUCUGCACAGUUUUGUACAGUAAAAAUGUCGCAAGUUGUUUGGCCCAAUGUUGAUCGAACACGAACACGAAGAAGGCACUUAAACGAAUCCGCCAGCCACGCGAGCCGG